Molecule: messenger RNA, 3569 nt
Organism: Coregonus clupeaformis (lake whitefish)
Lineage: Eukaryota; Metazoa; Chordata; Actinopteri; Salmoniformes; Salmonidae
Product: transketolase-like
Exons: 13
Coding region: 178-2058 (626 amino acids)
Molecular function (GO): thiamine pyrophosphate binding; transketolase activity
Source: RefSeq, a predicted model, not a curated record
CCCGCCCUUUCCUCUCUUCGUGUAUAGCGUGCGUUGAGUGUUCUGGUAGCUUCGCGGAGUUGAUACAGGUCAAGCCUUAGAACUUCAACCGACACCUGGAGAGAAGCUGUGCAGCUCUUCAAAUAACCGUGCUCGUCAUUUACCAGUCGGUCUCCGCUACUUUACCGUAUCUCCACCAUGGCUAGCUACCAUAAACCCGACGAGAAGACGCUGCAGGGCCUGAAAGACAUCGCUAACAAGUUGCGGAUCAACUCGGUCAAGGCGACGUGCGCCUCCAACUCCGGUCACCCCACCACCUGUUGCAGUGCAGCAGAGCUCAUGUCAGUGCUCUUCUUCCAUACGAUGCGUUACAAAGCCACUGACCCACGCAACCAGUGCAACGACCGCUUCGUACUUUCCAAGGGUCAUGCUGCACCAAUCUUGUACGCUGCCUGGGCAGAGGCGGGCUUUGUGAAGGAGGCUGAUCUGAUUAACCUGAGGAAGAUAGACUCUGACCUGGAGGGUCACCCCACACCCAAACUGGAGUUUGUUGACGUGGCAACGGGGUCUCUGGGACAGGGUCUGGGGGCCGCCUGUGGGAUGGCUUACACCGGGAAACACUUCGACAAGUCCAGUUACCGUGUGUACUGUAUGCUGGGUGAUGGGGAGUGUUCGGAGGGGGCUGUCUGGGAAGCCAUGGCGUUUGGUUCCUACUACGACCUGGAUAACCUGGUGGCUAUUAUAGACGCUAACCGCCUGGGACAGAGUGAAGCUGCUCCUCUCAAACACGACAUGGACGUGUACCGCAGACGCUGCGAAGCAUUCGGGUGGAACACGUAUGUGGUGGAUGGUCAUGACGUUGAGGAGCUGUGUAAAGCUCUGUGGCAGGCCCAGCAGGUGAAGGGAAAACCCACUAUGAUCAUAGCCAAGACCUUCAAGGGCAGAGGACUCAAAGGCAUAGAGAACAUGGAUAACUGGCACGGCAAGCCCAUGCCGAAGGACCGGGCCGAGGAGGCGAUUAAAGACUUGGAGGCUCAGAUUCAGAACCCCAACAAGACCAUCUGCCCCGAGCUACCUAACGAAGACACCGCCCCCGCUGACCUCUCACCUAUCACCCUGCCCAGCCCUCCCAAUUACAAGAUCGGAGACAAGGUGGCUACUCGUAAGGCGUAUGGUGUGGCCCUGGCUAAACUGGGUCAGUCCAGUCCGAGGGUGGUGGCUCUGGACGCUGACAUGAAGAACUCGACCUUCUCUGAGAUGUUCCACAAGGCCUACCCUGAACGCUUCAUCGAGUGCUUCAUCGCUGAACAGAACAUGGUGAGCGUGGCGAUCGGCUGUGCCACACGGGACCGCACGGUGGCGUUCGCCAGCACCUUCGCUGCCUUCCUGUCCCGGGCCUACGACCAUAUCAGAAUGGCUGCAGUCUCCGAGUCUAACAUCAACCUGGCUGGGUCACACUGUGGAGUCUCCAUCGGUGAGGAUGGCCCCUCCCAGAUGGCAUUGGAGGACAUUGCCAUGUUUCGCGCUAUCCCAACAUGCACUGUGUUCUACCCCAGUGACGGCGUCUCCACUGAGAGGUCUGUGGAGCUGGCUGCCAACACCAAGGGUAUCUGUUUUAUCCGACUCACCAGACCAGAACUGAAGGUCGUCUACGACCCCAAAGAGAAGUUUGAGGUGGGCGUGGCCAAGGUGUUGCGUCAGUCCGACAGUGACAAGGUGACUGUGAUCGGAGCUGGAGUGACUCUGCAUGAAGCCCUGACUGCUGCUGACCAACUGGCCAGCGAGGGAGUGAACAUCCGUGUGAUUGACCCGUUCACCAUCAAGCCCCUGGAUGCCGCCACCAUCGUAUCGAGCGCCCGCGCCACCGGAGGGAGAAUCAUCACCGUAGAGGACCACUACAGAGAGGGUGGUCUGGGGGAGGCGGUGCUGUCCGCGGUGGGGGAGGAGCCUGGUAUCAUGGUGACGCGCCUGGCGGUGAACCGCAUACCCCGGAGUGGAAAACCUCAGGAGCUCCUGGACCUGUACGGCAUCAGCGCCAAACACAUCGCCAACGCCGUGCGCCAGACCUUCGCUAACUGAGACAGCCUAUGGACCCUGGUCUAAAGUAGUGCACUAUGUAGGGAAUAGGGUGAUUUCUUUUGGACGUACAACUCUUCUCUGCUCUCAAACCACUUAUCCCCCCCCCUCUGACGCCUCCACACCUUUACCAGCUCCACCUCUUUCUCUGCAGUCUGAGGGGUGGAACAACGUACACCUCUUUUCUGAAGCUUUCACCACCCUACCUUCUCCCCUUUAUAGCUGCCCCCCCCCCCCACCUCCACCACCAUCCAUCACGAGUGUUAACCCAAGCAGCGCUCUCUAGCAUCCCAUCUAUCACGAGUGUUAACCCAAGCAGCGCUCUCUAGCAUCCCAUCCAUCACUAGUGUUAACCCAAGCAGCGCUCUCUAGCAUCCCAUCUAUCACGAGUGUUAACCCAAGCAGCGCUCUCUAGCAUCCCAUCUAUCACUAGUGUUAACCCAAGCAGCGCUCUCUAGCAUCCCAUCUAUCACGAGUGUUAACCCAAGCAGCGCUCUCUAGCAUCCCAUCUAUCACGAGUGUUAACCCAAGCAGCGCUCUCUAGCAUCCCAUCUAUCACGAGUGUUAACCCAAGCAGCGCUCUCUAGCAUCCCAUCUAUCACUAGUGUUAACCCAAGCAGCGCUCUCUAGCAUCCCAUCUAUCACCAGAGAGAAGGGGGGGGGCUUCAGUGAGUGUGUUGAGUAGAGUCUUAACCAUACCUGAAGGGUAAUAUGCAUUGUAGUGUUUAAUCUACCCAUGAAUCCUAAUGUAGCCUCAUUCUACUGAACCCUGUAAAGGUCCUCUGGUUGAGUUAUUUUUCCUGCUAAACUGCAAUCCUCCUUUUGUUAACUGAUGUAAUUGAAUGGUUAGUUGCCAACUAAAGCAGCUCUGUAGGUGUGUCCUCUAUGGCACCCUAGUCCCUUUAAAGUGCACUACUUCUGACCAGAGCCCCAUGGGACACUAUAUAGGGGCCAUUUGGGACGAACCCUAAGUGUAGCGAGGUUGUUUGAACUUGUCGACGUUUACUCUCCGUCCAGAUGAUAUUGACUGUUUAACCUUUUAAGUCUGUUGAUCAGUUUCAAAGGAAGAUGGGUGUGUAUUUUUGACAGAUUUCUUUGUACCUGUAUCACUCUUCAUUCCAGCUGUUUACAUCUCUAAUCCUGUUCUAAUCGUUCCAAAUCACCUGCUUGAUCAUUCUGUCUCACUCGGUUUCUCUAUAGCACUGUUACAGGCACACCGCCAUCUUGGUUCCUCUGUGAGCCGGAAUGGCGUCUAACCACUGCUUGUUGCUGGUCACUGAAACUGAUGCAGGAAAUUCACAUUUGAUGGACCAGAGUUGUAAUGACUCACAAAAAGAGCUAAACAUCAACUGCUAUAUAGAUAUAUAAAUUAAUGACUGUUCUCCUGGGCUGGGUGUUGGUGAUGUUCUGGCCUGUUGGUACCUGACUGUAUCUCCUCAACGUGUUACUGAUGCUCCCAGGCGCUCUGUCAACUAAUGGUUGGUUUGCAUCGCUGAAAUAAAAACUUGACCCAA